Messenger RNA from Cotesia glomerata, 1106 nucleotides. RefSeq names its product viral IAP-associated factor homolog (gene viaf). Bases 215 to 922 code for a protein of 235 amino acids. The transcript has 5 exons. Gene Ontology annotation, biological process: protein folding. Gene Ontology annotation, cellular component: cytoplasm. NCBI's taxonomy places the organism in Eukaryota, Metazoa, Arthropoda, Insecta, Hymenoptera, Braconidae. The record is from RefSeq and is a predicted model, not a curated record.
AAUUUUUUUAAUGGAAAUAUGGAGAAAAUGGUAGAUUGGAGUGAGUAAUUUGAUACAUUUACCAAAUGUGGAGUUGUAGGAAAAAUAAUUUUAAGAUAAAAAUUGUCAUUAACGCCAGCUAGCAAUUAACCUAAAAGUACUAUUUAUUGAAGUCUAGUAGAUAAAUAAAUAAAAUUAGUUAAGUUGUUUAGUGAGUGAGGUUAAAACAAACAAAAUGCAAAAUCCUAAUGAAGAUACCGAGUGGAAUGACAUCCUCAGGUCAAAGGGAAUUAUUCCAGAGAAGCCCAAAGAGAAGGAAAUUACGGAAGAUCAAAUAAUUAACCUGCUUGAAAAUACUGUGGAUCAAAGAACUGGUCGUGAAACGACAAAAUUAGAAGACAAAACUUUAGAUGAGCUAGACGAGCUCGAGGACGAGGAAGAUGAAAAAGUUUUAGAAGAAUACAGACGGAAAAGGUUUGCUGAAAUGAAAGCACUGGUGUCCAAAUCAAAAUAUGGAGAUGUUAAGGAAAUAUCUGCUCAGGAUUACGUUGCUGAGGUUAAUAACGCUGGUGAGGAUGUCUGGGUCGUUCUUCAUUUGUAUAAAUCUGGGAUCCCACUGUGUACUUUGAUAAAUCAAUAUUUGUCAUCGCUGGCUAAAAAGUUUCCAGUGACUAAAUUCUUGAAGAGCAUCUCCACGACCUGCAUCCCCAACUGGCCGGAUAAAAACUUACCUACGAUAUUUGUUUAUCACAAUGGAGAAAUGGCUAAGCAGAUAAUUGGACCCAUAGAACUCAGAGGAAUGAAACUGACUGAACAAGAACUGGAGUGGAUGUUGGGCGAAGCCGUACCGUCUAAAAUAAAAGAAGAUCCAAAGCCAAAAGUCCGCGACGUACUUUUUUCAAAUUUACGUAUUAAUGACAAUAAUGAAAGCGAUGACUGGUGACGUCGAUUUAUUAAUUUAAUUAAUUAUUUAUUUUAAUGAAUAUUUAAAUUAAAUUAACAUUUAGAGAUUUAUAUUUAAAUGAACUUUUAUUAAAAUAAUUGAAAUUUUUUACGAGAUAUGUAUUAAAUAUUUUGAAUAUUUUAUUUUAUUUGAUUAAUUCAUUAAUAAAACAAAUUUUAAUUAA